CAAGAUCAGCUGAAAACAUUCACAUUCACAAAACAGACAGUCACAGCCCAGCACCUCCUCUAUUUGCAUUCAAGCAGUAUCAGCCUUUGGUCUCUCAAGCCAGACACACAGAGAACGAGCACUAGAUAUGCUACACGUCCCCUUUCAAAUUGAUUCCUAAGCAUUAACCUGGAAUGGACUGCAAACUGUGUGUGUGAUAUAGCAGCUUCAGUCGUGGGAGUCUUCUCAGCUCCUCUUACAUCUUUGUGCAGCAUCUUUGGAGUCUCCAUCCUGUCCACACACAUUGCUUGAGAUUUCUGUCUGAGGAUAGAUGCAAACCAUAUAUUCUGCAACCUACAACAGUUAAAAAAGGGAAUCCAUUCAGAAUACUUGCUGAAGCAGCAUGCAUGCAAAAGCAGAGCCACUCUGUCAGUAAAUCUACCUAGAUCAAUUUGGGUGGGGAUUAUACUCAUUUAAAGCACCAUGGAUCUACAGUCUUACAGAGGAUCAUCAGAUGUACCUUGAUGGACCAUACCAAGUAAUAUAGCUCAAGAUUAACAGUAAUCUGAAGAAAAGUUGAUUCAAGGAGAUUUAAUCCAAGAACAUGGAUAUUUCAACUGGAGAUAUCCAACAGGUUCUUUCCAUUGACCAAAUACGUUCCAUCAGAGCCAACAAUGAUUAUGUGGAGAGACCUACAGUUUCAUUUACACAAACCUGGUCCAACCCUUCUCUUUCACAGUACAGUGCAAAACAAGAGUGGCCUCAUGAUCAUUUGGUUUCUUACAAUCAUCAGGAUCUACACCGCAGCCAAAGUCAUCAACAUCAAUCACAUGUUUAUCUAAGCCAUUCCAGUACAAUAAGUUCAGUUUCUCGGAGCACCACUGCUUCAGAUCAACGACUUUUAUCUGGAAUUACCCCAUCUAAUUCUGGCCACUCAUUUAUGAGGACACAGCCAAAAGAUGGUGUCAUGAAGCAAGAUGAAUUUAUAAAAGGAAUAAUGGAUAAGACUGACAUAUAUGGCCAUAAUAUAAUCUGUGAAGAAUGCGGGCGUUGCAAAUGUGAUGAAUGUAAACAGGUUCGAAAUCUCCCUUUCUGCUGGGUUUGUAAUAAUAGGUGCAUAUGUUCUGCAGAAAAUGUCAUUGAUUAUGGGACUUGUCUUUGUUGCAUUAAAGGCCUGUUUUACCAUUGCUCUACUGAUGAUGAGGAUAACUGUGCUGAUGACCCCUGUUCCUGUAGUCAGGGAUCCUGCUGUGCCCGGUGGGCAGCCAUGAGCCUCCUUUCAUUCUUCAUGCCCUGUCUAUGCUGCUAUCUUCCUGCCAAGGGUUGCCUGAAGUUAUGUCAGAAGGCUUAUGAUAGGGUAAAAAGACCUGGCUGUCGAUGUGAGAAUCAUACUAACACUGUCUGCAGAAAAAUAUCCUCAUCAAGUGGCACACCAUUCCCAAGGCCCUUUGAUAAGCCUGUAUGACCAAAAAGGCCUUAUUUCGUUAUGAUUCUGUUUCCUUUAAAUCAAUACUACUUUCUACUGUGCUCUUCUUGGAAACCUUCCGUGACAGUUAAUGCCUUACUAAGACCCUAUAAUGAUUAAGGAAUAUCUAAUCAUCAUCUGGAAAUCUCAGCAAAAUUAAUUUAAAAAUGUGAAAGAUAAGAAUUGCCAUGUGUCAAACCCCACAGCUUUUAAUUAGAAAAGUUAAAACAACUAAUGUUACAUAAGGGGGUUUGCUGAGAUACUGUCACAGUAUAAGAGAUCAUAUGCACAUCAGGAGGUCAUGGAAAAGAAGUCGUGUAGGUGAUCUUCCAUCCUGGAAUUUAAACAUCUUAGAAAUUAUAAAGGAAAGAAAGAAAACUUGCAUUAUCCCCAGUGCAUUGCACAGUGGCUUAUGCUGGUGAAUAAAUCCAUAUCUUAUCAGGAAGAGCUACAAAUUCGGAUGGACUAGCAACCUAAUUGCUGCAGAAUCAGUGUUUACAACAGGAGAAGAUCACAGUCAAAUGAAAAUAUGAAAACAUGUGCAUCAUGAUAUACCAGAGGAAUAUUUGCAAGUAUAUAUCUGUAUAUAUCAGAACAGAAUAUACUAAAUAAAGACCAGUCCAAGUAAAGAGAACAGAAUGAACUAGAAAGGACUAUAAAGUGAUCAGGAACUUGAAUUUGCUUGUGUGGUUUCAACAGCUGAAUUAUUCAGAUCCUGAGCACACAUGCUGCAAGAGCAAAAUAAGGAGCCGUUCUGUUUUCUUUUACUACUUUUUUUUUAGAGCAGAAGGAAUAAAUCAGUAUAUCGGCCAGGUAAAGAUGCAUUGUGUCACAUGUCAAAAUGUUAUGAAAACCAAAGAAGAUACAAUCUGCAUGAGUAAAUCACUUCUUUAUCUUUUCUGCCUGUACCAUUAUAUUCUUAAAUAGGUUCAGUUUACAGAAAAUUUUCAGGUGGCAGCUGAAGCUUAUAUUUUGUUCACUUACAUAACACCUUUCAGUGUCAGAGAUACCGGCAAUGUAUUCUGACUGCCCUUCUGGCAUCUGCGGCAUCCAACUUUUUGGCAAGACCUUGUACAUGGUGCUACAGGUGUUCCUAGAAAAGUAGGAUCAUUUACUAUGUAUUUAUCCUGUGAAUAACGGUGUUACAAUCUAAGGAUUAAACAUAAAGAUGUACCAAACUUUACUGGCCACAAGAAUGCAUAAGUAAAACUAAUUUUAGCACAAGAUAAACUGCAGCCAAUGCAACACUAGAAUCAUCAUUUUAAAAACCAAAACUUAACAUAUACAGGUUACUAUACUAAUAUGAUUAAGUUAGAUAUGCAUACAGUGGCAGAAUACAAGUGGUGCAGUAUAUGCCUAAAGUAUGCCUGGAUACAAUUCAUUUUGAAACCCAUUAAAUGCUACAAAUUGUAAACACAGUAUUUUCAGUAACAGCCAUUAAAAUGGUGGUUUGGAUAAAAAACAUGCUUUUACCUAGCUGUAUCUUCAUAGCUCUGCCACUGAAUGCAACUAAUUUCAUGCCACAAGGAUGGGGAGAGCCAUUUGGGUACAAAGGGUUCAAGAAUGUAUGUCCCUGGCUGACUGGGGGCAAUAAAAACACAAGCCACAUAUGGCUCCCAAAUGCCUUUAUUGCACUUGGCCCCAGUGAGCCAAGUAGUUGUUUGAUGGUGGCCCUGUACAUACAUAUAGUUAAUAUUAUGUGAAUAUAAAGCAGAAAUAUCAUUCCAAAGCAAGCAAAGUACAGAUGGCAUAACUUGGGACUAUUGGGUUGUUGUACAUUAAAAUGGUGUAAUGGCAAUUAAAUGCUAGGGCACAGACACUUGUAGAUUUUCUGUGCAGUGCUGCUGAAUCCAUAUUAUUGCACUUAUUUAUAGUGAUAAAAAAAAUAAACACCAAUAUAUAUCAAGGUGCUUUAAUCCAAGGUCCUCCACUUGUGCCAAUAAUCAUUCUGCAUGGUCAAUAAAGAAGGGAUAUAUUAUGGAGCAAAAAUGUAUGCCCAUUGCUGAUUUAUUUUUUAUCAUGAAUUUUAUAUCCAUAAUAUUGAGGUGAGGAGAUAUCUCUUCUGAAGACCGCACCACAUCCUCAUAUCAACUGUGGCAACCACUUUUCAAGCAAUGAGUGAAUUAAAAAAUGAUAGUCAAGUGUUGUCAUCACCAGUGAUAACCAACUCCAAGUCAUCAAUAGUGACCAAGUCCAAUGGUACCAUCUUAAGAGUGUGAUAUAAAAAAUAAUUGGAUAUAAAUAUGAAAUAUUACUAAAUGAAAGUUCUCCAGUUAAAUUAUAAAUGUUUCCAAUUUACCUUUUUCUAUGGAACAUGAAGGGGCAGAUUUACUAAGAUCGAGUGAAUUUUCAAAGUUAAAAAAGUUCGAAUUUCGAAGUAAAUU
Molecule: messenger RNA, 3828 nt
Organism: Xenopus laevis (African clawed frog)
Lineage: Eukaryota; Metazoa; Chordata; Amphibia; Anura; Pipidae
Gene: spry3.L
Product: sprouty RTK signaling antagonist 3 L homeolog
Exons: 2
Coding region: 584-1444 (286 amino acids)
Biological process (GO): animal organ development; regulation of signal transduction; negative regulation of Ras protein signal transduction
Cellular component (GO): cytosol; membrane
Source: RefSeq, a predicted model, not a curated record